AUGCAGGCCAUCCGGGAGACCAUCUACUCGUUCAAGGCGCGGUGGUUCGACACCCACGCCCAACUAAAUCGCCAGUACAACGUGCGGUACUUCGUGGACACGCACAACGUCGAGAUCUUCGACACCAAGACGAGCCGCCUCUUCCUCAAGAAGAGCGAGUGCCCGGCCACACUCUCGGCCAAGGACUUCUUCCUGGGGGCCAAGGUGCUCAUCUACGGCCGCCACUUCGAGCUGCAGGACUAUCUGGACCCGUUCACGGCGGAGAAACUCGGCCGACAGCAGCAAAAGUCCGUGCUGGUGAUCAAAGCUCGCAUGGUGGACCAUGUUGGUGCCGUACUGGACUUCCUCUCGCACCAGCAGUUCGCCUUCUCGGCGAUUAAGAUGAUGGAGGUGGGGCGGUCGCACGCGGAGAAGCUGUACGAGCUGCAGCGAGGGACAAGCGACUUUGAGACGCGAGUCGAGCAACUCGCGGGAGCUCCUGUCGUGGCUAUGGAGCUCGUGCAGGAGAACUGCCUUGGCAAGCUCAAGCAGGUUGUGUCGAACUUGAGUGCACGGUUCAAUGCGCAGCCAGGCGAGUUCGAGAGCGCAGCGUCCGUCCUGGAGGCGCAGCAGCUCCGCAGCUUCUACUUCGAGACGCCGCACGCUCCGACUGCUACCUUCGACAACUGUACAUGCUGCGUGGUUCUACCCCACGUGAUCAAAGAAGGCUUGGCUGGGGAGGUGGUGUCCGCUAUCCAGCGCGACGGUGGCGUGCGCAUCACGGCCAUGGAGUUGUUCAUCCUGGAUCGCACCACAGCUGCCGAGUUCCUCGAGGUGUACGAAGGUGUGGUGCCGCACUUUAACGAGUCCGUGGAUCACUUCACCACUGGCCCGUGCCUCGCCAUGGAACUGGUGGGGCAGCACACGAACGACGUCGUCACGCAGUUCCGAGCCAGCGCCGGUCCGUGGGACGUGGAGAUGGCCAAGGAGCUCAAGCCACAGACCAUCCGCGCCAAGUUCGGUCACGACCGCGUCCGCAACGCCGUGCACUGCACCGACCUGGCCGAAGACGGCGUACUCGAGUGCCAGUACUUCUUCGACAUCCUAUCACGCCGCCAAUCUUUGGGGGAGAUGACGAGGCCGCGACCCUUGCGCGCGCCGCGGUAUACGGUCUCGAUGAUGUCGAUCAUCUCGCCCUUGUUGUUGAAGGCCCAGUUGAUCUUGUUGUUGUUGCCCGUGCCCAGGUCGAUCAUGAUGUGCUUGUUGCGGAAGAAGAACAUGACGGUGCACGGGUCGUACAGCUCGUACAUGGUGUUGAAGUCGGGCACCUCCUUCUUGACGUCCUCCGCCACGCCGCACAGCACCUCGUCCAUCUGCAUGCACGUCGGGUCGUGGUCGUGGCCGAAGCGGAUCACCACCACGCGGUCGCCCUCGUUCAGGAUGGCCUGGUCCACGGCCCAGCCGCUCUCCAGGUGCGGCAACAGCGACCGUCUGCACCUGCUGUCGCUGUCGCUCGUGCUGCUGCUCUCUACAGACACGACCGCGGCCGCCGUUGAAGCUGAAGGUGACGCCGCGCACCCGCACUGCGCCGACUUCCUGCAGCACUGCGCGUGGAACGCCAGCACUUCUUCCUGCGAGUUCCGCGAGUCCGUUUCCUUCGUCUGCGGUCCUCGCAGCGCCGCAGAGCCGCCGGUAGCAGCGGCCGCAGGCUCCGGCUCGCUCCUGGACGCGGUGACGGUCUCCGCUGCGAGUUUCGAGGGCGAUUCCAAUGCUGAAGACGUCGAGGUGGGGGAAGUCUCAGCCGUCCAGGGCUAUACGUGUCACUGGGACGUGGCGGGCGGUCUGUAUGUCGCACCAGGUGUGGAUGUCGCUGUGGAGGGCGACGACUGCCUGCUGCACGUGGGCUCGGGUCAAAUGGUGCUGCUUGGAGCCAAGGCGAGCUUGAGAGCAUCAUCGUUGAGUGUGGAGGCAUCGUUCGUACAUUUGGAGGUGCAGGCGCAAAUCUCGGCGUCCUAUAGUGGAUCGUUCCGUGGCGGCCGCGGGCUGUUUACUGGUACCGAUGAGUUCGGUGCGAGUCACGGUGGAGGUGGAGGACAGCGGCUCAUUGCCAAUGCGACGAUGCUCACGCAACAGACUACCAGAGGGUUCUUUGAUGUGCGAGGACGUACAGUAGAUGUGGAGCUGAUUGAGGAGAAGGAGGCGCUGCUGAAGGAAAGCAGCGCGGGCUGGCAGCUUGCGGACUUGUGGGCCAAGGAGAAGGCGCUGGUGGCUGAUCCAGCGGUGAUGACCACGUCAUCAGGAGCUUCGGGGGAUCCUAGCGCAACGAUUGCGCCCUUCUUGCUUGGCAGUGGAAGUCGAAUUGUGAUUUCAGGGAACGACUCGAGCAAACGUGUUGCCACGGUUGAUGGAGGAGGGCGAAUUCAGAUUAAGGCAUCGAAAGAUGUUGUGGUUAUGGACGGCGCUAAGAUCCAGGCAAAUGGCGCGUCGGCGAUUGCGGGAGUGAGUGGCGGAUCAGGUGGCUCCGUGUACAUUUCAGCCAAUGCACUGUCGGUAAGCGGAAAAGUGGAGGCUAAGGGUGGAGAUGCUUUCUGUACAGAGAAUGCUGCGGAGCGUGGCGUCACGCACUGUUAUCCCGCAGGUGGUGGUGGCCGUGUGCAAAUAACUUUCAUGUCCAGCCAGCUUGACACGAACGCGAUCGACACGACAGGUGGAACAUUAAACUCGGAUCAAGUCAAGGAGCUGCUGGCGAAGAACAAUCGUUUUCGCCACGUUCAGGUGUCAGCACUAGCCGGCGCGGCGGGUACCUACUACCAGGUUGUGCAGCACUCGGAUGGAGUGCACGAAGCCCAGCUGCUAGUUGACAAUGAUAUGCAGCGGCUGUGGCCUAACCGUGUUCUAAGUGACGACGGAGAUACACUUGAUAUUGACGAAAUGGAUACAGUAAUUGGCGGUGCGGUUACGAGCUUGUACGUUGGAGACGAUGAUGCAGCAAAUAUUGACGCUUUGACGAUAUCUGACGGCGCUGUAGUCGCGACGGGCUCCUUACAGCUACCUGGGGGCGAUUUGAGGGUGCUAAAUGGUUCAUUUCUCCUUGAUGCUCUGCUGGUGGGAUUGCCGCAUCAAUUACCUGACUCGAUCAGUGUCCACAGCAGAACCAAGCCUCCUGUUCUGCAGAUUCGCGUGCGAGAUAUGUUGGUCUCAAGUAACUCUCAGAUGAUUUUGCCCACGAGCGCGCUUCAACUAUCUGCUCGUUCCGUGUCGAUGGAUGCAACGGCAGCUCUCGAGUUUACGUGGAGUGCACAGAUCAGCACGAACCAGAAUAUCCACAUUGAUGCCAAUGUCUCGAGCGCGCUAACUCCUAUUAUCGCGGUGUCUCCAUCAACAACAGCUACCUCUACCGCAACUACCAAGCUUGUUGACAGUAAAAUGUUGGCUUUGGUAAGUGGUGGUGAUGUGUCCCUGGGCGGUGUGAUCGAAGUAGGUGCGCUCUCGGUAUCCUCCGAGUUUUCGAUCACUAUCAACGGACACCUCGAAGCGCUAAAUGGUCCAAACAUCAAGUCAACUUUUCGAUCCUGUAUGGAACAGCAGUGGCUAUCGGUUGGGUCAUUGAAAGAAGACCUGGGGAAGGGAGGCCAUCAUGAUGAUUCUGCGGAAGGAGCACCGAUACCGAAUAUCCCUUCGGCACUACCAGCGUUGAGCAACUUCACGCUAGUACUGCAUGCACGUGGCUCUAUCUAUGUUGGACAGUCAGAUGAGGCAAAGAAGCAACUAGAAGACCAGCUUGAAGAGACUGAUGAGCUUCCGCCGCAACCGGUUGGCCGUGUUCGUGGCGGCGCCGUCCUGAUUUGUGCGACUGACUCGGUUGAAAUAUCACCUGGAUCUAUUGUCUCAGCCGAUGGUAUGGGAGAACUCGCGAAUCAAGGCCCUGGCAUGGGAUCGUGUGUUGGCUCCAUAGGUGGAGGCGCGGGUUACGGAGGUCGGGGAGCAGACUCAAGCGUGGUGACAAAAAUCGGCAAUUACGCUUCUGGUGGUCUUCCUUAUGGUACACGUUCAGGGACUGGAAUGUUAGGCUCCGGUGGUGGCUGCGUAGAUGGUGGUAACGGUGGAGGCAUUGUAAUGCUUGGCGCUACAGGUCUUGUACUGAACGGUGAAAUUCACUGCAAUGGCGAUGGCGGAGCAAAUGGUGCAGGAGGUGGUUCUGGAGGAUUUUUAGGGCUGUCUGUAGCACAGUAUUUGCGUGGUCACGGCCACAUAAGUGCUGUCGGUGGCGGAUCCGAAUGCACUGAUGCUAUUGAGAGCCUUGAGAGCGAGACUAGCUGGCAGGAACCCGCGUUUCUCAUUGGAAAACUCCAGUAUGAUGCUGCUGACGAACAAGCUGAGGCUCAAUCACCAAUGAGCUCGAAGGUUGUACCCCGCCUUUGUGGAGGCGGCGGCGGAGGUGGCCGGUUGCAGCUCACGGGAUGUGAGCUUAGCACUUUUGACCGGUGUACGAGAGGAUUUGACGGCAACUACACUGUUGCUGGAGGUGCAACCUCUUUCAAAUUGAUCAGUGGAGGCGAAAACACAGCAGGGUUGCCGGCGCCAACGCCUGCAUCAACGGUAGCGCAAAAAUCCAUCGUUCCUGCAGGAGCUAGUGGAUCAUUUUUUGGCUUCCCAUGCCCACCUGGCUCUGGUGGUCUAUUUUGCCGGCUCUGCCCAGUGGGCAAGUACAAGUCCGAGAGCAAUAGUGCUGAAUGCGUGGUAUGUACAAACGCGCCAUCAAACGCGCAUUACAUCGGGCUCGGUGCCACGAGUGCACGCUGUGACUGGACAUGUGAUCCCGGCUACUCAGGCUAUUACUGCGUCUCGCCUAUUCAGCAACUACUUGAUGCGUGCGGUGGCGAGUUCGGAUUUGCUCUUGUGCUUAUGAGCAUCGCAGCUUUCUUCAUCUUGCUGGGGUACGCCUGCAGGAACCGCAAGGAGCCGUCAUACACCCGCAUGUACAACAGCCGUGGUGCUAAGGGCGAGCGGCAGCAUUUGCUGUCUUCUGCUGUUGCGAACUCACAGCAAAGCUGGUGGGCAUCGUUAUUUCGCUGCUUCUACUGGCCUCGGGUUGGCUAUCCGAAACUUAUGGAGCGAGAUCUACCUGAGCACAUGGCUCGACUCUACUUUGCUGGGUAUAAUGACCCGGACUCCCCGCUCAAGCUCCGCACAACCGUCCCGCCAUCUCUCAAAAAGGUGUUGUACGACGUGGAGUUCAAGAAUUUGGCAGAUCGGAUCAACCGCGUUCUGGCGUGGCAGCGUGGGCCAUGCUCCAGCUGGGGAAAGAUUGUGUACUUCAUAGUGGCACUACUGUGCUACCCGUUCGCGUCCGAGGUGGAGCUUUUCCGACGGCACAUUCGUGUGAACGAGCUGAAGCGAAUUGUGGCGAAGUACAACCACGCAUGUAUGAAGGGCCCUCGUGCGCGUGGCCUGCUCAACGCUGUAAAGCUUGGGUACUGCGCUGAUUAUUCGCUUGUCUACCUCGAACUGCUGUACAAGGAGAGCUCGCAGUCCGUCUGCGUUCCCACAACCAAGAUCGGCAAGCCGUCUCUACCGCUCGUGCUUCUGUUUGCUGGCUGCGGAACCUAUUUCUCUCCGUUUUACCUGGAUCCCAACGACUUGCUUGUGCGAUCGAUCCCGCAAUGCCCGGAGCUUACAGCAUUCAUCGACGAGCCGUGGAUUGAAUUUGUUGCUGAACUGAACGAGCUGCUGCGUGUCGUGCAGCGCGACGAAGCUUCACUUGUGGAGUCUCUCAUACCUGUGGCCGUGUAUCUGGAAAAGCAACGUGCACUGGCGGCAUUAGGGAACAAUUCCAGCAAACUUGGCGGUUUACGCAUCUACCUCGGCAGGUUCUACGUCCAAGACGAGCUGGACAUGGGCGAAGAAUUUAAGCUUGGCCUCUUCCUCACAACUGCCGAUGAGUCGAUGGAUAAUGUCAGCAGCAACAACAACAAUGUCCAGCAGGCGCACCAGCAAGCCCCUCCUUCUUCUUCCAACCGAUACGGCUACGGUAGCCACCGUUCGAAGGACACCAAUUACUACAACAUCAACGAUGUGUAUGGAUAUGGGCGCGGUGAUUCUCUCGACUAUCCAGGACCUCGCCGCAGCAACGGGAGCUUCGGUAAUGCUGACGGUCUACUCUACGACAUGGGUGGGUGGGGCACAGCUCUGACGAACAGCAACUCGUCGCGUGGGAGAAGCCGUAGCUCCAACGAACCCGGAAGUGGCAAUGGAGCUGCCCCGAACCCCGUUAGCAGCAUCCGAGAAGAGGCACUACGCAUUCGGUCGUCCAGUUCCCACGGAGAUGGAUUGGCUGGCCACUCAGGACGCGGUGGAAACCCGGACGAUGUGCUGGUGCUAAUGGGCUCUGGGUCCUCGAAGAAGAAACGACAUAACAGCGCUGCACAUCACACUUUUUACGAAGGUUGGCUGGGACCAGUGGAUGCAUCGCUUCCUGUUCCGGGCGUGCUUAUUUGUGCUGACGAGCUUCGCGAACGCCUGGCGGAUCGGGCGCCACGUCAGAUGUUGCGAUCAUUCUUGCGCUUCCAUUUGCUGCCUCGCAAUCUGCCUCGUAGCAGUUCACUGAACCUGUCGUGGAUGCUGAGCAUCUCGCUAUUGUCGCUCCUUAUGGUGGAUCUGGCUAUCACGUUUGCCAUCUUGGUGAACCUGAAAUGCGUCACGAAUGGUGAAGUGGAUCACGACUGCAGUGCUUCCAUUAUGGUUCCCGUGCUGCUGGUGCCGCCUCUUGCGCUGGUCGUAUCGCCAAUCAUGGGCAUCGUUUCGCUGGCGCUAUCGUCGUCGACCUUCACGCGUCGUUUCUCGGUGUGGAACGCGCUCUCUAUGGCCAGCGUGGGGAUCGCCAUUUUGGCCUGCAUCGCUCAGUCGAGUAGACUUGUCGCUCCCUGGUUUGCAGGCCCACUGCCACUACUCCCAGUGAUCGCCAUGGGCGUCAAGGCCGGCCAAGCAUACGUGGUGGAGCGCUAUAUCGCUUUCCAAGAAACCAAGCGGCGGCGCCGCGGCUGGCGCGGCAUCAUGAAGCGCCGACUGUCGGAUGCCAGCAUUCCCACCGAGUCUCCGUAG
This is a messenger RNA of Phytophthora sojae, 7080 nucleotides long. RefSeq lists its product as hypothetical. The record is from RefSeq and is a predicted model, not a curated record. Gene Ontology annotation, cellular component: centrosome. The transcript has 5 exons. NCBI's taxonomy places the organism in Eukaryota, Oomycota, Peronosporomycetes, Peronosporales, Peronosporaceae. Bases 1 to 7080 code for a protein of 2359 amino acids.